AUGGCAUCGAUGGAGACUGUUAAAGUAUCAAUUGUGACUGACCGUACACCUAACAUCGUCUCAUGUUCUAGCAACUUUACAGCUGAGGAGUUGUGUAUUCUUUUAUGCAAAAAAUAUAACAUACCUCCUCUUACACGUACUUUGUUUGCAUUAAGAGUCAAAGGCACUGAUUAUUUCCUGAAAGAUAACAGCCUGGUCCUUGCCAGCUCUCGAGAUUAUGAGUUGAGGAUUCGCUUCAAGGUUCCCAGACUAAGUCUUCUUAUAACAUUAGAUGAGACAACUUAUGAUUAUUAUUUUCAACAAGCACGAAAUGAUGUAAAUGAAAACAAAGUACCAGAAAUAAAGUAUCCCGAACAUAAGCAAGAACUGCUUGGAUUGGGUAUUGCUGAUAUGACCCGUGCCAUACUGGAAGAAAAAUUACCAUUGAAUGAUGUUGUUAGAAACUACAAGAAAUAUAUUCCUAAAGUUAUAGUGAGAAGACAUGGUCCUUUUCCAAAAAAAUAUGCACAUGAUUAUCUUCCACAACUUUGUUCUGUGGGCCAUAAUGUUAACUAUGUAAAAAAUCUAUACCUGCAGCAGUUGUAUGGCUUAGCUCCAAACUAUUUGUCAGAAGAGUAUGAUAAUGUUUUGUGGCAAAACGGUGAAGAUGUUAUACCUGUACGUGUAGUAGUGGCACCUUUUCAUCCGCAUCAACCUGGAAUAAGACUGUACAAUACACUAAAACGUGAUUGGUUUCAUGUUUGUACUAUAGAAGAGUUAAUUUACCUAACAAGAAAUGGUGACAAUUCAGUUGAAGUUUCUAGACGGGGAACACCGUUAUUUUUCAAAUUUAAAAAGGAAGAGCAACUAUCAUCAUUUAUUUCAAUAUGUGAUGGAUACUAUAGGUUGAUGGUAAAAUGGACAUUUAAUUUAUCAAAAGACGACGAAACACCCUCCUUGAAAGAAUUACACAGGAUAAAAUGCCAUGGCCCUGUCGGGGGUGCAUUCUCAUAUCGUAAAUUAGAGGAGAAACGUGGAAAGAAACACGGUUGUUACAUAUUAAGGCAAUGUCAGGAUGACUAUAACGUGUUCUAUUUGGACGUUUGUACGAAAAACAGCACAACUGAGACAUAUAGGUUGGAAUUUAAGGGACAUUGCUACAUAAUUAAUAAAGAGGAGUACUUCAGCAUUGAAAGGCUAGUCAGUUGUCAUCAAAACCCUGAAGGAAGGAUAUUCCUAAAUGAAUGUAUACCUCCUUCAGAAUAUGACAAAUCCCAGUUACUUUUGUGUGGUGAGCCGGUAAAGAAAGGUGUUCGAAUUGACCAGGCGGAAUUGCAGGAAAUACUUAAGGACAAUAAGAGUCCACGGUGUCUGCCUAACAAAGACAUAUUACUCUAUACAGGAUCUGAAAAGAUGGGAUCUGAAAAUGUAACAGCUACAUACAAAGCAUUGUGGAAACUCGACGAAACCAAGAAACUCGUGGUUGCUUUUAAAACACUUCAAAGGGAUAAAGCUGCGGACUAUUUAAAGGAUUUCAUUGAACUGGCGAGUAAAUGGGCAUGUGUACAAUCUAGUUCAAUUGUCAGAUUAUAUGGAGUUACACUAAGUUCACCCACUGCAAUGGUUCUGGAAUAUUUACCCUACGGACCAUUUGACGAUUAUUUAAGGGAGCACGGCGAGCGCGUGAAGCUGCUGCAGCUGAAGAAGGUGUGCGCGGGGCUGGCACGCGCGCUGUGGGACCUGUCGGAGGCGGGCGUAGCGCACGGCGGCCUGCGCUGCCGCCGGCUGCUGCUGGCCGCCUGCGCGCCCGACCGCCUCGUCGUCAAGCUCGCCGGGCCCACGCUGCGCACCUACACCAACCAAGAUGUCCAUUGGAUACCAGUAGAAUUCUAUUCCGAUUUAAAUUUGGCGAAGAGAUCUGUAGUGGCUGACAUUUGGGCGUUUGCAACUACGCUUUGGGAGAUUUUCUCAUAUGGACAAUCGCCCAAUGAAACUAAUCCUGUGUUGACUGCAAGGAGCUAUGAGAUGGGAGAUCGUUUGUUACGGCCAGCGCGAUGUCCGAGCGAAGUAUGGGCGCUGAUGCGACAGUGUUGGCAGAGUGACCCGUUACGCCCUCAGGAGAUCAUGCGAGACAUGAAUCACAUGCUACAUAGAGAAUAUGUACCAAUACAUACAUAUGAGGAACCAAAGAUUUCCCUUGACCACUUGGAACAUGCUGAAACAGUUUCUAGUGAUAGAUUUAUACCGAGCGAAUUAAGCGACGCUGGCAGCAACAAGUCAUUAAUUUCUGUCGAUAGUAGUGUGGCAUCGAUGAACGGCACUAUGUCUGAUCAGUAUGACAAUCCUUUCUCGGACAACAAGAGCUCCAAUUCGCUGGAGAACAUGAACGCGCUCGCGUACGCUCUGCGCGGCGAGGCGUGCGAGGCGGGCUCGGCGUGCAGCGGGCGCAGCAGCGCGUGCGGUGCGCGCCCCGAGCAUGACGAGCUGGCCGCCUGCGCCGCGCCGCGCCUCAUGGAGUCCAUCGUGUCGCAGGGCAAGACCUACCUUGUCACGCUCACCAAGAAGAUCGGCAGUGGUAAUUACGGUCAUGUAUACAAGGGAUGGAUGGAACGUGACAACCAGGAAUCUCAGAGGAAAGAAGUGGCGGUAAAGAAAUUAACUCGGCAGGCGUCUGAGAGAAACGGGAACCUGUAUGAGGACUUCAAGAACGAAUUGGAGAUAAUGAAGUCGCUGCAACACAUUAACAUAGUGGAGAUCCUGGGCUACUCGUGGGAUUACGGGUCCGACGUGCUCAUUGUUAUGGAGUACUUAGAAGAGGGCUCGCUCAACUACUAUCUCAAGUUCCAAGGAGAUAAGCUGCGAAUCUCGCAUCUGCUUAAAUAUGCCAAAGAUAUUGCCACCGGAAUGGAUCACGUGUCUGCCAAAAACGUGGUGCACCGUGAUUUGGCUACGCGAAAUAUCCUUGUUGUAAACAAAUAUCACGUGAAGAUCUCAGACUUCGGUCUUGCGAGGAUAAUACCAAAGGAGGAGAGUGCAUAUAGAAUCAAAACCGAGCGAUUGCUCCCUAUUAAUUGGUAUGCACCUGAGUCGGCGGUAGAGCCGUGGCAUUUCUCGACGAAGAGUGACGUUUGGUCGUAUGGCGUUACUGCUUGGGAGAUCUUCACCCGAGCCCGACAAGAAGUGCCCAAGUUUGACGUUGAGCGACCGAGAGAACGCGCUUCUUGUUUCCAAAUACCUGAGGGCUGUCCUUCAGAAAUAUUUAGACACCUGAUGAAGGACUGUUGGACCGUAGACCCGAACUUGAGGCCGAAGUUCAUCGAUCUGGUACAUAUGUGCAAAAGGUUUAUGGACGAAUAUAAAUGA
Molecule: messenger RNA, 3342 nt
Organism: Parnassius apollo (apollo)
Lineage: Eukaryota; Metazoa; Arthropoda; Insecta; Lepidoptera; Papilionidae
Source: the annotation of a GenBank genome assembly